Molecule: messenger RNA, 3937 nt
Organism: Oncorhynchus kisutch (coho salmon)
Lineage: Eukaryota; Metazoa; Chordata; Actinopteri; Salmoniformes; Salmonidae
Product: AMP deaminase 3-like
Exons: 15
Coding region: 320-2635 (771 amino acids)
Biological process (GO): AMP metabolic process; IMP salvage
Cellular component (GO): cytosol
Molecular function (GO): AMP deaminase activity
Source: RefSeq, a predicted model, not a curated record
GAGUGCUGGUGGCUCGGCUCUGGGCUCUCUCUUUGUUGACAGCCAGUUGUGACAUAUCCCAAGGAUCAGUGGCUCUGUCGACAUGAUGCCAUUGGCUUCUUAAAAUAGAUAGAGAAGGACACUCAAAGAAAACAGAACCGCGGUCGUGAACCACGGCAGGCUCAGAGUGGGACUGACCCACAUCGCAGCCAGCCCGUCCGAGUCAGGCGACCAGCCUGUUAGCCAGUCUCUACCGCAGAGAGACUGUACAGAGACACUGUGAUCCUAGCUGAGAUUUCCAUCAUCAGGACUCCCAGUGGAGACUGUACAGCACAGAAAGAUGGCUGUGAACAGACCGGAAGACAUGCCGAGACAAUUCCCUAAGAUCACGCUGAGUGAGGUGGAUGAGGAGACACGUCUGCUGGCUGAGAAGGUGUAUGCGUCAGCGCUGAAGGAGGAGGACACAAACGAUGCGCUGUCCAUGUUCACCGUCCCUGAGGACUGUCCCAUCGGCCUGCACCAGGCCAAGGAGAGGGAGCUGCUCAAAGAGCUGGCAGAGCAGCAUUCAGAAGAGAGCGCCAAGAGGAAGAAGAGUUUCAAGAUGAUCCGUUCGCAGUCUGCGUCCUUGCAGGGCCUGCAGAUCCCUGUGACUGCAGAGUGGGCCCGUUCUGUGGUGACCCCAUUCCUCUCACCCUCCUCCACCUGCUCCUCACUUCCAGAGAACUGCCCUGAGUACCAGAGGGUCACCAUCAGUGGAGACUACUGCGCUGGUAUCACAGUAGAGGACUAUGAACAGGCAGCAAAAACCCUGAUGAAAGCCCUGUUCAUUAGGGAGAAGUACUCCAGACUGGCCUACCAUCGCUUUCCCCGGACCGUCGCUCAGUUCCUCCGUAGCGCUGAGAACCAGACGUGGAAGGAAGAGGACGGGGUUCUACCAGAUGUCUGCCCUUGCCCCAGGGAGGGGGAGGACCCGUACAACAUUGAGAAUAUCCCAGACAACCUGAGCUAUGAGCUGCAGACGAAAGAUGGCAUAGUGUAUGUGUAUGAGAACGCAGAGGCUCUAAGUCAGAACAGGCCCCGCAGCCUGCCCUACCCUGACCUGGAGACCUUUGCCAUAGACCUCAGCCAUGUGCUGGCCAUGAUCAUUGAUGGACCCACGAAGACCUAUUGUCACAGACGCCUGAACUUCCUGGGCUCAAAGUUCUACCUGCAUGAAAUGCUCAAUGAGAUGGCUGAGCUAAAGGAACUGAAGGGUGUUCCACACAGAGACUUCUACAAUGUCAGAAAGGUGGACACACACAUCCAUGCAGCCGCCUGCAUGUCCCAGAAGCACCUUCUGAACUUCAUCCAGACCACCUACAAGACGGAGGCAGACCGUGUGGUGCUGGAGAAGGGCGGGCGGAAGCUGACCCUCAGAGAGGUGUUUGAACACCUCAACAUGGACCCCUAUGACCUCACUGUGGACUCCCUGGAUGUACACGCUGGCAGACAAACCUUUCACAGAUUCGAUAAGUUCAACUCCAAGUACAACCCAGUGGGGGCCAGUGAACUCCGAGAAAUCUACCUGAAAACAGACAACCUCAUAGAUGGAGAGUACUUUGCACGCAUUAUCAAGGAAGUGUCCCAUGACCUAGAGGAGAGUAAGUACCAGCAUGCUGAGCCUCGUCUGUCCAUCUACGGACGCUCUGCAGACGAAUGGGACAGCCUCUCCAAGUGGUUCAUCCAGCACAAAGUGCACUCUACCAACAUGCAGUGGAUCAUCCAAGUCCCCAGGAUCUAUGAUAUUUUCAAGUCAAAGAAGUUGAUCACUAACUUUGCCAAGAUGUUGGAGAACAUAUUCCUUCCUCUGUUUGAGGCUACAGUCAAUCCACAGAAGCAUAAGGAGCUACAUGUAUUUCUCAAAUAUGUGACAGGCUUUGACAGUGUGGAUGACGAGUCCAAGCACAGUGACCACAUGUUCUCCUACAAGAGCCCCAAGCCUGAGCAGUGGACAGCAGAUGAAAACCCUCCCUACAGCUACUACCUCUUCCACAUGUACGCCAACAUCAUGGUGCUCAACAAUCUGAGGAAAGAGCGGGGCUUGAGCACUUUCCAGUUCCGUCCACACUGCGGGGAGGCUGGAUCCAUCACCCACCUGGUCUCUGCUUUCCUCACAGCUGACAACAUCUCCCACGGCCUCAACCUCAAGAAGAGCCCUGUCCUACAGUACCUGUACUACCUGGCCCAGGUGCCCAUUGCCAUGUCUCCUCUGAGCAAUAACAGCUUGUUCCUGGAAUAUUCCAAAAACCCUCUCAGGGAGUUCCUACACAAGGGGCUGUGCGUGUCUCUAUCAACAGAUGAUCCUAUGCAGUUCCACUAUACCAAGGAGGCACUAAUGGAGGAGUAUGCCAUCGCGGCCCAGCUGUGGAAGCUCAGCACCUGUGAUGUGUGUGAGAUUGCCAGGAACAGUGUGCUGCAGAGUGGCCUGUCUCACCAGGAGAAGAAGCACUUUAUUGGGGCCAACUACUUGAAGGAUGGACCUGAGGGGAACGACAUUCGGCGGACCAAUGUGGCUCAGAUCCGCAUGGCCUACCGCCAGGAGACCCUGUGCAAUGAACUCAGCUUCCUAGUGGAUGCAGUGAAGACUGAAGCGGCCAUUGGCACACAACCAGAGUGACCACAACAAUAUGGGACUCAAUCCAUGCAUGUAAGCUCUCAACCAUCACAACGAUAUCUCUUGCAUUCAUGGGAGAAAAAGCCAAAUUAUUUGAAUGGAUAAGUGUAUCUCUUGUUUCUCUGGCUGCAUGUGUGCUACUGUGAAAGCAGAUAACAAGGGGUGCCAUUGCAGUUAAAGAGAUUCUCCAGUACUUUUGUAUACUUUUUGCCAGUGGUUCUGAAAGUAGUGCUCAAGAGCCAAAAGUGGUCCCCGAAAAUCUUGCUAGUUGUCAUAUGGCGAGGGGCUGAAGCUCAUUGGUUGAAUUCGAAUCCUAAGUGGCUGGCCCACAUUGAGGAAUAUGUAGGCCAAGCACAGCUUCCAGAAAAGUAGUUGCUUUAAAACUAGGCAUUUCAUGUAUAACUGAGGUAAGAUAGAUUAUGCAUGUAUGAACUACACAUUGACACAUCCAAAGCGGGAGAUUUAAUAAAUACUUAUUAGUCACCAAAGUUCCGGAGCAUGUCUUUAACAGUAUAAAAAUAGUUUGGAGAGGUAGUAGUAGGAGCCAACUACUUCUUAGUGUCUAAAUGAUGUAGGUCCACAGUACAAGGGUUUCCUUCUGCAGUGCAGCAACAUCCACUGCACUAAGGCUGGCUCCCUCUGCAGAGCACUUACUCACAGUUCAGUAAUGUUACAACAUAUUUGUGGUUUCAAGUGCAAUGUCUGGGAGAAAAAACACUGGCCACUUCUAUUUUGAUGUCCAACACUCACUGCAUCAUGCCUUAGUGAUGGGCGGUCCCAGCUGUUGACAGAACCUGACAGUGUUAAUCUCUGGAGCUGGAACACUGCUUUAGCUGUGAUGAAUGAAGUCUGGUACAUUUCCACUGUCCCUUUCCAUGUGUGCUUGUUUUUACAGGAUGUCAUGCAGUAGGUUCCAAGAAGGACACUGAAGUCAUUUGUGGGACACUGUAGGUACAAAACAUUGUACUUGCUCUGUAUGAGAUCUGCUUGAAGUAUUUGUGUGAAUGUUUUUUUUCAAUUUGAAUGAAAACAGGCCUUUAUAUUGGUCAGAGUAUGCUAUAUUUCAUUUGAAUGUACUGUAUCUAUAAUGUACUGUGCUGUGUCUAUAAAGCAACAUUGAGUCAAUUGAGUUGUGAAAGUUUGGACAAGAGAGAAAAAUGAGAAAGCAUAUAAGAUACAAGAUGUCCAAAGAUGUUACAACGCUCUAUCUCACCUCUUCCUCGUUAAUGGUUGACAGAAUGCUGUAAAAAUAGCCUGUUUUUAAUUAUGUUACUUUUGUUAUCAAUAAAGAUAUUUAAACGUGGA